AUGCCGAACGGAGGCGGGGGGAUGGCGGAGGAACUUUUCUUGCGACCCCCGGAACAUUUCACCCGCGGGAGCUGGGGGUAUGGGGGGGAACAUUACGAGAACGGACCGGAAGCGGCGGUCAGACCACCCCCGGGGGGGGAGGAUGUGAAAGAGGGACCCUCUGAGAGCCCCGGGACCCCCCCGCGAUGCGGCUCCGCCUCAGGAACGUUUUCCUCGUUUAUUUCGUGGUGUCGCUCGUGGGGCUCUUCUGCGCCCUGCGGGAGCUCGGCCGGCCCUGUCCCUGCCCCCGAGCCCGAGCGGCGCCGGGGCCGCCCCGGGGGCGCGGGGGGGGAGGGGCUGCCCCCGAUCUACGUGGUGACCCCGACCUACGCCAGGCCGGUGCAGAAGGCGGAGCUGGUUCGCCUGUCCCAGACCCUGCUGCACGUCCCCGCCCUGCACUGGGUGGUGGUCGAGGACGCCGCCGCCCCCUCGGCGCUGGUGGGGGGGGUCCUGGCGGCCUCGGGGGUCUCGUUCACGCACCUGAGCGCCGAGACCCCCCCGGAUUUGAGGGGGGGUCCCGGGGCCCCGUCCUGGCUGUUCCCGAGGGGGGCGGAGCAGCGGAACCGCGCCCUGCGCUGGCUGCGGGACACGCGCGGCGCCCACGAGCCCGGCGUGGUUUACUUCGCUGACGAUGACAACACCUACAGCCUGCGGCUCUUCGAGGAGAUGCGCAGCACCCGCGGCGUGUCCGUGUGGCCCGUGGGUUUGGUCGGGGGGCUGCGCCUGGAGCGGCCGCUGGUCUCGGGGGGCCGCGUGGUCGGCUUCCACACGGGCUGGCGGCCGGAGCGGCCGUUCCCGCUGGACAUGGCCGGCUUCGCCGUGGCCCUGCGGCUGCUGCUCGCCCACCCCCGCGCCCGCUUCGACCCCCGCGCCGAGAGGGGCUUCCUGGAGAGCUCCUUCCUGGGGGGGCUGGUGACCCCCGGGCAGCUGGAGCCGAGGGCCGACAACUGCACACAGGUGCUGGUGUGGCACACGCGCACCGAGAAGCCGAAGCUGCGCCAGGAGGAGCAGCUGCAGCGCCAGGGCCGCGGCUCCGACCCCGACAUUGAAGUUUAGGGGGGCCCCGACCCCCCCGGGACCCCCCCGGGACCCCCCCGGGACCCCCCCAGACCUUUAUUUAUCACCAGGACCCCCCCGUUUUUUGGGGGACCCCCCCCUGGUCCCCUCUCUGCAAUAAAAUCUC
This is a messenger RNA of Camarhynchus parvulus, 1222 nucleotides long. RefSeq names its product beta-1,3-glucuronyltransferase 3 (gene B3GAT3). Gene Ontology annotation, cellular component: Golgi membrane. Gene Ontology annotation, biological process: carbohydrate metabolic process; chondroitin sulfate proteoglycan biosynthetic process. NCBI's taxonomy places the organism in Eukaryota, Metazoa, Chordata, Aves, Passeriformes, Thraupidae. The record is from RefSeq and is a predicted model, not a curated record. Gene Ontology annotation, molecular function: galactosylgalactosylxylosylprotein 3-beta-glucuronosyltransferase activity.